UCCACAACCGCAACCGCGACGAACCGCUCGAGCGGUAGAGAGAUCGAGAGAGGGAGAGGGAAGGAGUUCGCGGCCGCCAUGGCGAGGAGCAGCGGCAGGGGGAACGAGGAGGAGGAGGCGGCGGCGGAGGAGUCGGUGGAGCGGGUGUUCGAGGGGCGGGUGGUGCCGGAGUGGAAGGAGCAGGUGACGGUGCGGGCGCUGGCGGUGAGCGCGGUGCUGGGCGCCAUGUUCAGCGUCAUCGUGAUGAAGCUCAACCUCACGACGGGGAUCAUCCCGUCGCUCAACGUCUCGGCGGGGCUCCUCGGCUUCUUCCUCCUCACGUCGUGGACCAAGCUGCUCCACAAGGCCGGCGUCGCCGGCGUCCGCCCCUUCACCCGCCAGGAGAACACCGUCGUCCAGACCUGCGUCGUCGCCUGCUCCGGCAUCGCCUUCAGCGGGGGUUUUGGCAGCUACAUAUUCGCGAUGAGCGACAGGAUCAGUGAUCAGUCAGGCGAGGUCAGGGACGAGCACAACAUCAAGAACCCCAGCUUGAGCUGGAUGAUUGGGUUCCUCUUCAUCGUCAGCUUCCUUGGCCUCUUCUCCGUAGUGCCGCUCAGGAAGAUAAUGAUCAUCGAUUACAAGCUCAUCUACCCGAGUGGCACUGCGACUGCACAUCUCAUCAACAGCUUCCACACUCCCCAGGGAGCGAAGCUCGCGAAGAUGCAGGUCAAAACGCUAGGCAAAUUCUUCGUGAUGAGCUUCUCCUGGGGCUUCUUUCAAUGGUUCUACACCGGCGGCGACGGUUGCGGAUUCAUGUCGUUCCCGACGCUGGGCCUCGAGGCCUACAGAAACAAGUUCUUCUUCGAUUUCUCGGCGACGUACGUCGGCGUCGGGAUGAUCUGCCCUUACCUCGUCAACAUCUCCGUUCUCCUCGGAGGCGUCAUCUCCUGGGGAAUCAUGUGGCCCCUCAUCGAGCAGAAGAAGGGCGACUGGUAUCCUGCCGACCUAAAGCCCAGCAGCCUCCGCGGCAUCGUCGGCUACCGGGUGUUCAUCUCGAUUGCCCUUAUUCUCGGUGACGGCCUGUACAACUUUCUGAAGGUUAUGACAAGGACCACGACGGCGCUGGUGAUGCAGGUGCGCGCGUCGAUGUCGGGGCCGACACUGCCGAUCUCGGGUGGCAACGGCGCCGGCGGCGGUGGCGACGGGCAGACGCCGGAGGAGACGUUCGACGACAAGCGGCGCACGGAGGUGUUCCUGAAGGACCAGAUACCCAACUGGAUGGCGCUGGGCACGUACGUGGUGAUCGCGGCGGUGUCGAUCGCGACGGUGCCGCGCAUCUUCUACCAGCUCAGGUGGUACCACGUGGCGGUGACGUACGUGGUGGCGCCGGUGCUGGCGUUCUGCAACGCGUACGGCUGCGGGCUGACGGACUGGUCGCUGGCGACGACGUACGGCAAGCUGGCCAUCUUCACGGUGGGCGCGUGGGCGGACGCGUCGGACGGCGGCAUCAUCGCCGGGCUGGCGGCGUGCGGCGUGAUGAUCGGCAUCGUGUCGACGGCGUCGGACCUUACGCAGGACUUCAAGACCGGGUACAUGACGCUGGCGUCGCCGCGCUCCAUGUUCGUGAGCCAGGUGAUCGGGACGGCGAUGGGGUGCGUGAUCGCGCCGUCGGUGUUCUGGCUCUUCUACAAGGCGUUCCACGACAUCGGCAUGCCGGGGUCGGAGUACCCGUCGCCGAACGCGCUGGUGUACCGGAACAUGGCGAUCCUGGGGGUGCAGGGCCUCGGCUCGCUGCCCAAGCACUGCCUCGACCUCUGCAUCGGCUUCUUCGUCGCCGCCAUCGCCGUCAACCUCGCCAGGGACCUCGCGGGGCCGAAGGUGGCGAGGUUCGUGCCGCUGCCGAUGGCCAUGGCGAUCCCGUUCUACCUCGGCCCCUACUUCGGCAUCGACAUGUGCAUCGGCAGCCUGGUCCGCUUGGUGUGGGACCGCCUCGACAGCGCCAGGGCCAAGGCGUUCGCGCCCCCCGUCGCCUCCGGCCUCAUCUGCGGCGACGGCAUCUGGACGCUGCCGCAGUCGGUGCUCGCCCUCGCCGGCGUCAAGCCGCCCAUCUGCAUGAAGUUCCUCGCGCGGGGCACCAACGUCAAGGUCGACGAGUUCCUCGCCACGCUCCCUUCCUCCUCCUAGCUCUUAGCCACUACGUACUCCACCAUGCAUGCAGCUGACGAGUGACGAGCUAGCUUAGCUAUGUAUCCAUCUAGCUAGCUGAUGACCACUCAACCAUGGCAGCAUGCACGCAUAUAUAGCUAGCUGUAGCACAUACAUUAAUGUACUAUCUAGAGUGUAGCCUCCUCGUGUCUUGCUUCCUUUUAGAAACAGAUGCUCGUUGCAUGUGAGUAUGUGACACAUAAAUAGCUACCGAUUGAUCAACUCGUACGCACUACUAGUCUACUUCUAAUUAUCUGGACCAUCAAUAUUAUGGCAGUCCCAAUGAUACAUUAUGAUGGUUUCUGUCCUAAUUAAAUAU
Oryza brachyantha (malo sina) is the source of this 2503-nucleotide messenger RNA. RefSeq names its product probable metal-nicotianamine transporter YSL10. The record is from RefSeq and is a predicted model, not a curated record. The transcript has 6 exons. Gene Ontology annotation, molecular function: oligopeptide transmembrane transporter activity. Lineage: Eukaryota; Viridiplantae; Streptophyta; Magnoliopsida; Poales; Poaceae. Bases 79 to 2163 code for a protein of 694 amino acids. Gene Ontology annotation, cellular component: membrane.